Molecule: messenger RNA, 1398 nt
Organism: Grus americana (Whooping crane)
Lineage: Eukaryota; Metazoa; Chordata; Aves; Gruiformes; Gruidae
Gene: BTNL2
Product: butyrophilin like 2
Exons: 7
Coding region: 1-1398 (465 amino acids)
Source: RefSeq, a predicted model, not a curated record
AUGAGGAACAAGCAAGAAGAGCUGGAAGCCUUGGCUCAGUCCCAGUGCUAUGACGUCAUUGGCAUAACUAACUUCAGCGUGGUGGGACCAGACCGCCCUCUCCAGGUCACUGUGGGGCAGGACAUCGUGCUGCCAUGUCACUUGUCCCCCAGCAUGGACGCUCGGAGCUUGGAUAUCAGGUGGAUCCGGCACCGGUUCUCCAAAACGGUGCACCACUACCGAAAUGGAGAGGACCUGUACAGGGAUCAGAUGGAGGAGUACGGUGGGAGGACAGAGUUGGUCAGAGAUGGUCUCUCCCGUGGACGCCUGGACUUGCAAAUCUCUGCGUUGAGACCCUCUGACGAUGGUCAGUACGUCUGCACUGUGACAGAUGGUGCCUCUUAUGGAGAAGCUACGGUGGAUGUGGAGGUGGCAGGCUCUGUCCCUCAGCUCUCCCUCGAGGCUUACGAGGACGGAGGCAUCCGGGUGGUGUGUCGAUCGGCCGGCUGGUACCCACAACCGGAGGUGCUGUGGAAAGAUCCCAAUGGGCAGCAUCUCCCCUCGGUCUCCCAGAGACAUUUCUCGGAUGAGAGGGGCCUGUUUGACGUCGCGGGCAUCAUCAUUAUGACCGGGAAGGGAAAUGAGAAAUGGUCCUGCGUGCUCCGGACGCAGAUGUGGAUCCCCGUGAGUCCCGGGGGCCUCCUGAGUUAUUUGGUGACUCUCCACGUCCUGCGGCUGGGAUCAGCUAACUUCAGCGUGGUGGGACCAGACCACCCUCUCCAGGUCACCGUGGGGCAGGACGUCGUGCUGCCAUGUCACUUGUCCCCCAGCAUGGACACUCAGAGCUUGGACAUCAGAUGGAUCCGCCACCAGGCCUCUGAAACGGUGCACCACUACCGAAAUGGAGAGGAUCUGUACAGUGAACAGCUGAGGGAAUAUGUUGGGAGGACAGAGUUGGUCAGAGAUGGUCUCUCCAGUGGACGCCUGGACUUGCAAAUCUCUGGGUUGAGACCCUCUGACGAUGGUCAGUACGUCUGCACUGUGACAGAUGGUGCCUCUUAUGGAGAAGCUACGGUGGAUGUGGAGGUGGCAGCUACAGGCUCUUGCCCUCAGCUCUCCCUCGAGGCUUACGAGGACGGAGGCAUCCGGGUGCUGUGUCGAUCGGCCGGCUGGUACCCACAACCGGAGGUGCUGUGGAAAGAUCCCAGCGGGCAGCAUCUCCCCUCAGUCUCCCAGAGACAUUCCUCAGAUGCGAGGGGCCUGUUUGACAUUGAAGGCGUCAUCGUUGUGACUGAUGGGAAGAGACUUGGGAAGUGGUCCUGCGUGUUGCGUUCCUUGGCCUCGGUGCUUAUCUCUCAAGACGGACCUGUGGAUGAGUCAACGCAGGAGCAGGGCACCCCAAAGCGCCUGUGGCCAUGA